AUGUCGAACCGACCAGCACCUCCAUCCAUGCCUGCUGGCAGUCAUGAGAUGCAAAAUUACUACUCCAACCAAGACCCACCACGACCUACACCAUACACAGCACCAUCCAUCACACCCUAUCUCGGCCUCCGGGCCCGUCUAUCACAAGUCUGGAUCAAUCGAUGGACUAUCCUGCUCCUCCUCGUCCUUGCUCGAAGCCUCAUAGCUGUCUCCGGCCUCAAGAACGACCUCGAUUCCGCUCGACGAGAAGCACUCUCUGCAUGUUCCAGUGUCGAAUCGAUGGGAAGCGCCAUGGCAUCGAUGCCCCAUUACAUGGCACAAGGCGUGAAUGAGUUGACUGCCACUGGCGUGGAAAGAGCCGUCAAUGGCCUUAUGGAAAUGACAACAAUGAGCGUGACGGGCGUCGAAGAGAUUGUCUUGUUUGUCAUUAACAUGAUGACCUCGACAUACGUCUGCCUGAUCACCCUUGCUGUCGGCGGAAGUCUUCACGUUGCACUGAAGGUAGUCGAGGACGCUCAGGAUGCACUGAACAAAGCAAUCGACGGUAUCGGCGAGGACAUGGGCAAGGCAGUCCAAGGCUUUGAGGAUACCUAUAAAAGUUUCAUUGAUGCCCUCGACAAAGUCUCUCUUGGCUUCCUGAACACGGCCGAUCCACCUGAGCUUGAUCUUAGCAAACAAAUUGAUUCCUUGAAUAACCUCAAACUCCCUGGAGACUUAAGUCAAGGCCUCGACAAGUUGAACAACUCGAUUCCGACCUUUGCCGAGGUCCAGAACUUCACGGACAAUGCGAUUCGAUUGCCAUUCAAGGAAGUAAAGCUGCUGAUGAAGAAUGCAAUGGGCAACUACACUUUUGAUCGUUCGGUUUUCCCGGUACCUCAGAGAGAGCAACUCACAUUUUGCAGUGACAACAACAGCAUCAACAACUUUUUCGAUGAUCUGCUGAACCUUGCUCAUGUCGCUCGCACGAUCUUCCUUGGUGUACUUUUGACCGCCGCCAUCCUGAUCUGCAUCCCUAUGGCUUGGCGUGAAAUCAAACGCUGGCGAACGAUGCAAGAACGCUCCCAACUCGUCCAUUCGAACGCUCACGACCCGAUGGAUGUGGUUUACAUCGUCAGCAGACCUUACACGUCAUCUACCGGUAUCAAAGUGGCUAACCGGUUCAAAUCGCCUCGCCGACAGAUCUUGACAAGAUGGGUGAUUGCUUACGCGACUUCAACUCCGGCAUUGUUUGUCCUCUCACUUGGUGUGGCAGGCCUGUUCUCGUGUGCUUGCCAAGCAGUCAUGCUGAGAGCGCUGGAGAGGGAAGUACCCAACCUCGCCAGUCAGGUCGGUGCGUUUGCCGAUCAAGUCGUCACCUCGCUCAACAAUGCAAGUGAGCAAUGGGCCAUCGGUACCAACAAGGCCAUCGCUGCGACAAAUGAGGACAUCAACUCCAAUCUCUUCGGCUGGGUCAACACUACCACCGGUGCAGUCAACGACACUCUCAACGUUUUCGUUGACGGCGUUUCAGGCGUUCUCAACGACACCUUCGGUGGUACAGUCCUCUACGACCCUAUCAAAGAAGUCCUAAACUGUCUUGUGCUCCUCAAAGUGGCUGGCAUACAAAAAGCACUCACUUGGGUCUCUGAGAACGCGCGCAUUGACUUUCCCCUUAUGGCCAACGACACAUUCAGCCUGGGCGCAGUGGCCUCAAUUGCCUCCGCCAAUGACCCAAAGGCUGAAUCUUUUCUUUCCGAGCCGGGUGAUGCAGCCAAGGACAAGAUUUCAUCGAUUGUCGUGCGUAUGACCAAUCGCAUCGAGGAUGGAAUCAGAACUGAAGCCUUGAUCUCCACUGUUGUACUACUCAUCUGGGUGGCCAUUCUUCUGAUCGGCAUCAUCAGAGCAUUGACUUUGUGGUUCGGCAAAGACAAGACACGAGCUGAGGGUGGAGUUGGUGACGCCUACCAGAGCAACCGAGCCGGCUUCCAAGACAUUGCCUUGGACACAUACCAUCCCGAACGCCCUGCAAGCGGCGGCCUGGGCCCAGCGCCCGAGUAUACAAGAUCUAAUUCGACAGGAGAAGAUGCGUACUCGGAGCACAAGCUUGGGUUUGCUGGCCAACGAAACUACGAUUCCUCUUUGCGAAAAGAGGCGACCAAGGGCGGCCACAACAGAGUCUCGAGUCAUGCCGAGGUCUAUCCAGAUUAUAAGCGAUGA
Messenger RNA from Endocarpon pusillum Z07020, 2196 nucleotides. Its product is annotated as Plasma membrane fusion protein PRM1. Gene Ontology annotation, cellular component: mating projection tip. Bases 1 to 2196 code for a protein of 731 amino acids. Lineage: Eukaryota; Fungi; Ascomycota; Eurotiomycetes; Verrucariales; Verrucariaceae. The transcript has a single exon. The record is from RefSeq and is a predicted model, not a curated record.